AUGGGUCAAGUUCUCAUCAGUGUCUUGACUGCUGGGGAGGGACCAGGUUUGGACCUCAUGGCUGGCGGCUUGGUUGACAGGUAUGAAGCUGCAGGUGUGGACCCUCCUGUUGCACUCUAUGUGGACUGUGGCUGCUGCAAGGAAGUGGGUGAGACCAAAUUGAAGGCCAGAUUUAGUGAAUGGCCUAACUUGAUUGUUCGCCUUGACAUCUGGCACUUUAUGCGACGCCUGGCUGUGGGAUGCACCACUGACGCACACCAGCUGUACCCUACUUUCAUGGCUCGUAUGUCGGCAUGUAUUUUUGAGUGGGAUGCUGCUGAUGUUAAUAAUGUGAGAGAGGCAAAGAGGGCACAGCUUAAAGGGCAUGGCUGGACAGCUCUGACUGAGAAGCAACUAGAUCGGCAAAUUACGAAGGAAGAGUUGGAGCAGCACUGCAGGAGGAGGACGCGUGGAGAAGAGCAAACCAUCCAGCUGUUGGAUCAGCUCAUCGGUGAACUCAUCAGUGACAGGGGAAAGGAUUCGCUUGGUGUUCCUCUUCUGGACCCCAUCCGAAUGCAGCACAUCUGGUUUGUUCAGAAGAGGCAUGUGAAGUGCAUUCAGGACCCACCUGAUGUAGCACUGUACACACAAACUGGCACCAUCAUUAAGGGAGGAGUCCAGCUGCAGACCCUGCGCUGUGCCAGAGGUUCAACAUCUUUGGAGUCUUUCCACUGCCACUUAAACCGGUUCAUUCCAGGAAACAGUGCCAACUCCCUUAACUUCCAAAUCUACCUUUUGGAAGGGCUACAUCGCUGGAACCACAACAGGGCAACUGCUGCUGUAGAGACAGAAACCUCUGGUUUGCGCAUCUACUCUGGCGAACUGGUUCAUAGUGUGAACACCGAUUAUGAGAGGGUUUUCGGCAAAAAGCUGGUUCCCUCUUUUACACCACCUGCAAAAUACACAGGUGAACUGAUAGGAGUGCAGUACCUGCUGAAGCAGAAUAAUGAACCACUGCAGGAUAUGGCACCAGAUUCUGAGGUGGUAGAUGCAUUGCUGGAGCAAAUAGAAGUACAACAGCCAGUAGAGGCCGAUGAGGGCUUUGAGGAACUUGAGAGUAUUGAGGUUUCACUUGCAGAUUUACUUCUGGACACAUCCAAUGUGAUCUCAGUGCUUCCUGACUACCACCCUAUACCUCAGCCUGCUCCACCCACUGCUGAGUCCCCACACCUGCCUAGGCUCCAGCCUGCAUCCUCCGCUGUGGUACAAUCCACUCACCUGCCUAAGCUCCAGCCUGCGUCCUCUGCUGUGGUCCAGUCCACUGUUUCGUCGGGGUUACCUGGGCAAACUACAUCUUCAGAGCAAGUUGCCGUGGAUGAACACAGUAGGGCAGGAAUGGAUCGUGUUGAUGUGCUUGCGGAGUACUUGGUGGAGCUACGAAAGGAAAAAGGCCUAACUCUUACCAACCAGCAGGCCAACACCAUUGUGGGUCUUUGGCAUAAAUUGGAGCAAAAUGAUAAACACCGGAUUUUGUAUGCUGCACGACAUCAGGAACGACUGCUCACUGGUCGAUUUAGGUCACCCAAAAAGAAGGCUGUUUAUGCAGGAGUUGAAAGCACAAAAAGGUGUGUACUUGGUUCUUCUGGUUCUGCUGCUCAAUGGCCAGAUUGCAGCCGACUUAUUGAAAUGAUCUUUAUCAGGUUGUGCAACAUUCAUAGUAGCCCCCAAAAAAUUGGACACCAAACUUUUUCUAGGUGGUCACAAAUUCUAAAUGAUUACAAAAACAUUCGACAGCUAAUUUUGAACAAUGGCAUUAUUAUGAAAGACACAACCCUGCAACUUGUCACUGUAAACCAGACCACCUUAAUACAGUGGCAUAACAAAAGAUUUAAAGCACAAGAUGUUGCCAUUCUGAUGCAAGGGCUGGUACUGCCUCAGGAACAGCCCAUUGCCAGUGAACCACUGCUCCCAGUAAAUGCUAGGCCCACUCAACUCACACCACACAAACAUGAACACACUUACAACCUGCCACCUGACACCACUGGCCAGGCAAAAACAAAACUCACUGUCAGAGACAGAGCUGAGCUGAAAACCAUUCAGCCAAAACCCCCUGCAUCUCAGCCAACAGUUUUUUAUAUGCCACUCCACAUGCCAUCUACCACUGCAGCAGGCAACAAUUUGCCACGGCUUCUGCUGCCACCCCCCACUACACCAAACAUCAAAUGCCCACCAUAUUCUAAAACAACACCUACAGGCCUUACCCAAACCCAAGAGACAACCCAAAAAGAAAAGCGCAAAUACACAAGGACAGUCACAUCCAACAGAUGCACUAAAUGCGGUGAGCCACGCACCACAGAAACUGGCCAUAGCCAAUACAAAGGCAGGAUUUACUGCCCAAACAGGGAGACACUGACCAAAGAGCAGUGGCUCAGAAGGAUGAGAAAAUAAGGGAGUACAAUUGGGUACUUUUUCACACUAAUUUUAUUGUGUGUGUGUAUAUAUGUUCAUUUAAAUAUAUGAUGUUAGUGUGUGUAUA
Girardinichthys multiradiatus is the source of this 2515-nucleotide messenger RNA. RefSeq lists its product as uncharacterized. The transcript is spliced from 4 exons. The record is from RefSeq and is a predicted model, not a curated record. The coding region runs from base 1 to 2427 and encodes 808 amino acids. NCBI's taxonomy places the organism in Eukaryota, Metazoa, Chordata, Actinopteri, Cyprinodontiformes, Goodeidae.